UGCUAGUCGAGCGCCUAUCGCGCAGAAAGAGGAGCUGCAAGAUGGCGCAAGCAAUAUUUGAAGUGCUUGAAGGCAUGGACAACCAGACCGUGUUGGCGGUCCAGUCUCUGCUGGACGGCCAAGUUGGAGUUCCUGACCCGAACAAUCAGAAUGUCUCCGGGACGUCCACCAUACAGUCUAUGGACGACGAGGACGUGUUCCUGUGUGGGAAGUGUAAGAAACAGUUCAAUUCUCUGCCGGCCUUCAUGAUGCACAAGAGGGAGCAGUGCCAGUCCAGCGUCCCCUCCCUGUCCACAGUGUCCUUGGCCUCCACCAAUGCCUACACACCGGUCCCCUCAAUCAGCUCUGGACCACAGACCCCGGCCAACAGACAGGUAUCCACCUACAUCACGGUACCCCCCUCCCCUCUGACACACACUCUGGUCCAGGGCAACGUGCUGGUCAGCGACGAUGUCCUCAUGUCGGCUAUCUCAGCCUUCACCUCCGUCGACCAGCCUAUGGCCCCCAUGCAGACGCCUGUACAGAGUAACCUGAGCAUGCACACAGCUGGUGUAUCAUACCUGCAGCAUCACCACCACCACCAUCACCAUCAUCAUCACCAUCACCAGCAGCAGCAACAACAACAGCAGCAGCAACAACAACAACAGCAGCACCCCCUGCCCUCCGGGCAAACACCGGCCCACCCCCUGCCAGCUGGACAGCCCGCCCAGCAGCCGCUCUCCUCGCAGGUCCCAGCGAGCCACAGCAACUCAGUGGUCCAGGUGUACAGCGCACUGCCCCAUAUGGGUGGGGGCGGUGGCGCAGAGAUCCACACAUUGGGUCUGCAGCCUUUUCAUCCUGUACAAGUGCCAAGUCAGUGCGUGGAGAGCCAGCCAUACACGACCCCUCCCGUCUACAGCCCCGGGAAGCAGGGCGCCAAAACAAAGACCUGCAGCAUCACCACCAACCUGACGGAGCUGGACGACUUCGAAAAGGUCAUCAUCCCCAAACGAUCCAGGAGCAGCAAAAAAAGCUCGGAUGGAGCCACAGCAGAGCAGUUGAAAGGAAAAGUCCCAAAGCUGAAGUGUAAUUUCUGCGACAAAAUCUUCUCGAAAAACUUUGAUCUUCAGCAGCACAUUAGAAGUCACACAGGAGAGAAACCAUUUCAGUGCAUCGUCUGUGGCCGAGCUUUUGCCCAAAAGUCCAACGUGAAGAAACACAUGCAGACACACAAGGUGUGGCCUAUGGGUGUGGCCAGCACAGUGUCCAGAUUACCAAUCACAGUAAAGGUGGUACCAAUGUCGUCCAAUGAGGAGGAGGCGGGCGGGGAGCUGCAGCAGCAGCAAGGUGAACCGGAGGAGGAUGGGUCACAGCAGCAGAACUGUCAAACACAAACAGAGGAAGAGGUAGUUCAAACAGAAGCUCCGGUGGAAUUGGAGGAGAGUGCGGCUGAGGCUCUGGCUGAUCCGGAGUGCGGCCGAGGGGAGGCCACGCAGAACGGGCAUCCUCAGGUACAGAUCCAGGUGCAGUCCAACCAGGACCAGCAGUGCCAAGCUCAGACCAAACAAAUAGUUGUAAUAGACAGCUCCUACCAGUGCCAGUUCUGCGCCAGCAAGUUUAAGACCUACUUCCAGCUCAAGUCUCACCUGACUCAGCACAAAGGGGAGCAGGUUUACAAGUGUGUGUUGAAGUCCUGCUCCCAGACCUUCCAUAAGUUGGAUCAGUUCCUGGAGCACAUCAGGACGCACCAGGAGCAGCUGACCUACCGCUGCCACCUCUGCAGCAAGGUGUUCCCCUCGCUGUUCGAACUGGGAGUCCACCAGUACUCCCACUGCUUCUGCCCGCAGCAGAGCACACGCAAGGAAACCAGCAUCUACAGGUGUGUCAAGUGCCAAAGCCGAUAUUCUACCCAGGAAGCACUGGAACAGCAUCUAUUGACUGCCUCGCACAACUUUCCCUGCCCCCACUGUCAAAAGGUUUUCCCGUGCGAGAGGUACUUCAGACGCCACCUCCCCACUCACGGCAUUGGAGGGAGGUUCAAGUGCCAGAUCUGCAAGAAAGCCUUCAAGACGGAGCACUACCUCAAACUGCACACACGCAUUCACUCAGGUGAAAAGCCAUACAAAUGCUCCCUCUGUGAGGCGACGUUCAACAGGAAGGACAAAGUGAAGCGACACAUGCUCAUCCAUGAACCCUUCAAGAAAUACAAGUGUCCGUUUAGGACACAUGUGGGCUGCACCAAAGAAUUCAACAGGCCAGACAAACUCAAGGCCCACAUUCUGUCACAUUCUGGUGAGUGAAUAUUACCAGUAAUCAUUUUCAUCUGAACAAAGAUGACGGAAUAUUGCUUGUGAUAUUGUCGUGAUGUUGUAGAAAUAAUAAAAAGUCCUUUCCCACAAAUAAGUGAUCAGAUUGACUACAUUACAUAUUGGUGGUCACCCAGAUGUGGAAAUAUUGCUGUUGGAUGAAUGACUUUUUUGUAGUCAUACCUAAGACUUGACUGGACAUCAUAAGGGCAUGU
Molecule: messenger RNA, 2500 nt
Organism: Anarrhichthys ocellatus (wolf-eel)
Lineage: Eukaryota; Metazoa; Chordata; Actinopteri; Perciformes; Anarhichadidae
Product: zinc finger protein 341
Exons: 16
Coding region: 42-2279 (745 amino acids)
Biological process (GO): regulation of transcription by RNA polymerase II
Cellular component (GO): nucleus
Molecular function (GO): DNA-binding transcription factor activity, RNA polymerase II-specific
Source: RefSeq, a predicted model, not a curated record